UUAGGAUGUGCAGUUCCAGCGGUGCGAACGUGUUCCGGGCGCGCCAACUGUCGGCCAAGUAGCCGAAAGCAGCCAAUAAAAAUAAAAAGAGCCAACCAAAAGCAGCCGGAACGGCAACAGUUUCUCUUGAAAUAUGCCAACGCCUGACUGAGGGCCACAAUCGCGGGUCGCGCGUUUUUGUGUGUAAAUAAACAGAAAACCAGAUGAAAAAAUCAGACGAAAUCGAAUCGAAAAUCAAGCGGAACAAAAAAAGCAAAAGUCUCCUCCAUUGGCGGCGCAUCAUCAAUCAAGUAGAGAUUCGCACAAUUUAUUUUCCGGUUUCAGUGAAAGAGCACAAGUUAUUCAAUUAAAAAUUGAUGCCAGCGGGCGGAAUGUCUGACUGAUGUGUUGGCGAGCAGCGAAGCCGUAACGCAUACGCCAUGUGAGCCGGAUCGAUGGGAUCGUGUUCCGGCCAAGCCACAAUGCCAGUCCUCCUCCUGUAAAUAGCCAGCAGCCUUGUUAUGUGUCCGUGUCCGUGUAUCCGCCACUGUACAUACUCUAGACUCUAAUUGAUUAGACCACAAUAUAACAACAAAAAAUUGAAAAAAACACCAAGCAAAACGAUAAAUAAAUAAAUAAAUACAUAGAGGAAGAAGCGCGCGUUUCGAAAGAGAACGAAAGCGCGCCACACACAAGUUUCGGUGCAAAACGGGUAUAAAUAAUCGAAAUAAUAAUAUUCGAACGCUAUGCUAUGCUAUAUGCUGUAGGAAUUAGUUAAAUUAUUAGGAUAAAACCGAUUGGAAUUUCGCGCGCAAUAAGAUUUAAUUGUAAACACACGGGCAGCAUGGGACCAAUCAGACUCUAAAGCUAGCCACGCAUCCACAAAAGUUAGUUAGACGAAAGCAGAAAGAUCACAAUGGACUACGGCCGGCUGAAUGCGAACAUCAAUACGGGCAACAUCAGCACCGAUGACUUUCUGGCCGUGUUCUCCACCGGAAAACCAGACAAUGCCACACUCAAUCCGCCGCUUCUCAGUGUCGAUGGGCAGUUGACCCUGCCACCGGGAUCGGGAUAUAUUAAUGUAAACGACACGAUAUUCCUGCUCAAUGGCAGCUUCUACAACAGCAGUCUCCAGCUGGCGGCAGGUUACUACAACCAGAGUGGUGGAGCUGGCGGGACAUCGGGCAAUCUAACCCAUCCGAACCACACAGAAGUCCACUGGGAUGGAAGGUAUCCCAGUGGCUAUACGCUCACCCAACUCGUGAUCGCCUCCAUUAUCGUGACCAUCCUGAUGAUCAUCAUUGUGGUGGGCAACAUGCUGGUGAUCAUAGCCAUUGCCACGGAGAAGUCGCUGAAGAACAUACAGAACUGGUUCAUCGCCUCGCUGGCGGUGGCCGACUUCUUUCUGGGCCUCAUCAUCAUGCCCUUCUCGCUGGCCAACGAGCUGAUGGGCUACUGGAUCUUCGGCAGCUGGUGGUGCGACAUCCACUCAGCGAUGGACGUGCUCCUCUGCACCGCCUCGAUCAUGAACCUCUGCCUCAUCUCGCUGGACCGCUACUGGAGCAUCACAAAGGCCGUCGACUAUCUGAAGUCAAGGACGCCGGCGCGGGCCGCCGUCAUGAUAACGGCGGUCUGGAUAAUGUCCGCCCUCAUCUGCAUCCCGCCGCUGCUCGGCUGGAAGGUGAAGAUGCCCGAGGGACCGCUGCCCAAGUGCGAGCUGAGCGAGGACAUCGGCUACGUGCUCUACUCGGCACUGGGCUCCUUCUACAUCCCCAGCUGCAUUAUGGUCUUUGUGUACAUACGAAUUUACUUUGCCGCCAAGGCGCGGGCGAGGAGAGGCAUUAAAAAGCAUCCCCGCAAAACAAACAACGAACAGGUAACGAGCUUCACCACCGCCAAGAAAACAAUACCGAUGCCCUCCUCCAGCGGCGCGGCCGCGUUGCAGCUGCACCAGCAGCGGCAGAUAGCCACCAUCGAGACACCACCGAACAGCGCCACGAUGCCGAUGCAGAUACCCACGGUGACCAUGGACCUGGCCUCGGACAUCUCCACCUCGGAGGCCGGGGAGCUGGAGGCGGUGGCCGCGCAAACGGUGCUGGCCUACGCCAAUCCCAACGGAUCCGGCACGAAUGCGGUCACUGUGGUGAGCAGCGGGAAUGGAGGUGGCGGCGGCGCCACCUGUGCCACGCCCAGUUCGCCCAAGGAAACGUUGCAGGUGAGCACGAUAGCCACCGGGCGGGUGGGCCUCAAUGUGCCCGUGCCGCCGUCUAUGGGCAGCAACAACUCCAUCAACGCGCUGAACAACAACAACGGCAGCGUGGCCCUGGAUGGCGGGGCACCACCACCCACCAGUGGUGGCAACGGAAGUACAGGAGCGGCUCCGGGUGGCUUGCAAGCCUCCGGGAAUGAGCUGCGCGUCUCGCCGAUCGCCGGACGGUGUCGAGCUCUUUCCGUGGGCGUGGACACGGACAUGGUGAGUGAAUUCGAUCCAUCCAGCAGCGAUUCGGGCGUGGUCAGUCGCUGUGCCGUGGUCAAGCCGCUCAAGUUUCGCCUUUGCCAGCCGAUCUUCGGGCGCAAGUCCAGCAAUCAGCAGCGUCGCAACGAGGCCAAAACGGCGGCCAAGAACCAACAUCCCGCCGCCUCGGCGACGACGGCUGGGAAAAAUCAGCUUCAGCUUCAACAGCAGCAGCAGCAGGUGGUGAAGGCGGAACUGGAGCCGGCCAUUCCGAAGACCCCAAAGCCACGGGAUCCCGAGAAGGAGAAGCGGCGGAUUGCGCGCAAGAAGGAGAAGCGGGCCACGUUGAUCCUGGGCCUGAUCAUGGGCAGCUUCAUCGCCUGCUGGCUGCCGUUUUUCUUCCUGUACAUCCUGGUGCCGGCCUGUAGCAGCCACUGCAACAUACCGGAGUCGGCGUUCGCCGUCGCCUUCUGGCUGGGCUACAUGAACUCGGCCCUCAAUCCGGCCAUCUACACCAUCUUCAACAAGGACUUCCGACGCGCCUUCCGGCGCAUCCUGUUCAAGUGAUGUUUGGCCUACGUGUGCUGUUACAGGUGCGUUUACGCCAGCAUCGAGAAGGCAACCGAACGUGCCAUGGGCAGCACACCCAUGGGCUAUGGUCAUGGCAUGUAUCAGCACUACAGGCGUUAGAUUUGCUUCGUUUUGGCAGAGCCACCAGUCCCGAAAUCCCAAAGCCUUCCAUCCCAGAGCUGCAGAACUAUCGAUCUAUUGUUUCUUUAUUCCGAUACGAUGGCCUUUAAAGUCUCUUUCGUUUGAAAAAUUAAAGGAAAAAUAUAUAAAAUCCAUCUUAAAAUUAUUUGUAAAGUAAUUUUUUAGGAACUUUAACUUUAUUAUUUAAACUGUGGUUCUUAACUUUCAAAUUAACGCAUUUUUAGCCUACGCAUUUAGCAUAUUGUUUCUGCUAUCAAAGGUAUUGAGUAAGCUCUAUAGUUUUUUAUUUAAAGAAAUGGUUCUGACUUUCACUGUUAAAAUUUUUUUGUUCGAAAAUAUCUAUCGGAUUGACAAUCGAUAGUUUGGCAGCUCUACCCCCUCCCAUUAGCUUACUCCUUUCCCAUUCUUUUUUUGCAUUUUUUGUUUGAAAAAAAAAAAGUAACGAACAUUGUAGCUCAUUUCAAAAGCAAUGAACGGCUGUGAAUUUGAUGGAAUCUCUCAAUUUCAAUUUACGCAUUUUGGUUUCGUUUCGUUUGGUUUCUCGAGCACCCUUGAACCCAAAGACCCCAAUCCCAGAGGCCCCAGAAUCCUGGCAACCCGUCAACCCGAACCCGCCGCAGUCUUCCAAACACUUUUCACACUCGACGAGCUCAUAGAAAUGCAUGAGCUGUGCAAACAAGAAUUUGAGCUGGGCAAACAUCUAUUAUGCUCCCUGAAUGGAUGUGUCCGCCUGCGACGUCUAUGGCCAUUCAACUUGAAAUAAUUUCGCAAAUUUCCAUUUGCGGCUGCAUUGCAUUGCCAAUGCCGAACAUCAGUGCAGUGUGCAAAUGUGUCAAGAGUCAGGUGGCCCGAAAUCCCUUUCGGAGCACCAGACCACCAUUGUUGUGCGUUGGCAAUCAAAAUUGGGGUCAACAAGUGUGUAUGUGUGUGUGUGUGUGUGCGUUGCAGUCGUCGAACGUUGGCAGCACAUUAAUUUAAUUCCUUUUUAAUAUUUCGGCAAACCUCUUAUCCACUCCUUCGACGAGAGAAUCUCUUCUCAGAUGUGGGGCGCCUGCAAUUGCGAGGCUGCAUUUGGCUGGCGGCCAAA
Molecule: messenger RNA, 4232 nt
Organism: Drosophila ficusphila
Lineage: Eukaryota; Metazoa; Arthropoda; Insecta; Diptera; Drosophilidae
Gene: Octalpha2R
Product: alpha-2A adrenergic receptor
Exons: 3
Coding region: 896-3001 (701 amino acids)
Biological process (GO): adenylate cyclase-activating adrenergic receptor signaling pathway
Cellular component (GO): membrane
Molecular function (GO): G protein-coupled amine receptor activity
Source: RefSeq, a predicted model, not a curated record